AUGGCUCCUUUGGCAUCUUUUGUCUUUCCCAUGGCCAGUGGCCACACGAACCCAGCCCUCCCACUGGCACGGCGCCUGGUGAAUUUGGGCUGGGAUGUGCGCUUCGUAAGCUUCCCCGCCUUCCGCGAGGCCGUUGAGGACACAGGGGCCCUCUUCGUGGACGGCCACGCCUUCAAUGACCCUUCAACUUCAGAAUUCGUUGAACUCCACGGUUUCGACUCGAGGCUUUCAUUGGUUGUGGCCAUGUGUAGUGCCAUUCGCCUGGAGAGGGCAGCCGAGAAGUUGCUGGGCUACUUCCGGGAGACGAGGCCUGAGUUGGUGGUUUACUGCCCCCACCUCUCGGCCUACGCCCACCUGGUAGCGCGGCACUUGGGCAUCCGCAGCGUCAGCCUCCUGACUUUGCCUGGCCCAGGUAGCAUGGAGAAGAUCGCAGAGACCUGUGGCCUCAGCAGUGCCGAGGUCUGUAGUCUGCUGGCCCAGAACCCUCCUCAGCUGGAAGCCCUGGCGUGCUUGAAGACGAAGCUGGAGCUCCCGGAUUUGUCUUUGAAUACCGUGCCUCCGCUGCACCGAGACCACUACUCGCAGCUGAACCUGGUCACCACCACCGAAGUCUUGGCUGAUGACUGGAAGGAGGACGCGGCCCUCUACGCCGCUGAAGGCAAGACCUUCGCGUUUGUGGGCCCUCUGAUCGACAUCCCUGGCGCGAAGCGCUGUGCUGGUCAUAGCAAUCAGAAGGAGGCAACGGAGGCGAGCGAAACGCUCCCGAAGCGACUCCCCAAGCUCCACCGUGUUUGUAGUGCUGUGGAUGAGGUCUUCCCACAAGAGGCCUUGGAGGAAGCUGUGGCCGCUGGCCGUCAGCUCGUCUUGGUCUCCUUGGGCACAGUGAUCACCGGAGAUAGUGGGAACCACGGAUGGCUGGCAAGGGAUGGCAGCGCUAUCACAGGCAAGGAGAUGUGCCAGUCGGUCUUCCGCGCAGUCUUUCAGGCGCUUGGCCAGCAGACUGAUGAGGGGCCGCUGCUACUGGUGGCUGUUGGUCCGCAAGAGGAUGCGCUGGAGGGUAUUGAUGUGCCCCUGAACUCAAUCUGUCGCAACGUCCUGCCGCAAGUGGACAUCUUGCGCCAGAAGCCCGUAGUGUUUGUGACUCAUGGGGGGCAAAACUCUUUUAUGGAGAGUAUGUUGGUUGGGACGCCGCUCGUGGUGUGUCCCGGUUUCGCAGAUCAGCCGGCGAAUGGUGCCAAAGCGCAGGCCAUGCAAGUCGGUCUGUGCGUAGACAGGCCUGACAAGGAGGAAGAGGUGGCCAGCUACCAGACGAGGGUGGCCGAAGCCCUGCAACAGGUCCUGGAGAUUCCGAGCUUCCGCGAUUCAGCGGAGCGUGUUGCCGAAGGCCUCCAUGCAGCGGGCGGUGUUGACAGGGCCAUGCAGCUGCUCAUUGGCAAUGAACAAAACUAG
Symbiodinium natans is the source of this 1449-nucleotide messenger RNA. The record is from the annotation of a GenBank genome assembly. NCBI's taxonomy places the organism in Eukaryota, Dinophyceae, Suessiales, Symbiodiniaceae.